AUGGCCGAUUUCACUAGUUCACCAGGAACGCCAAGCGGACGGCACGAGAAAUCACUGCUGGACUUACGCUGUACGACAGAAGAGAAGAAUUUACGACAUUACAAAUGUGCUAGAGGGAAUUGGCCUCAUCGAGAAGAAAUCGAAAAACAGCAUUCAAUGGAAAACUUGCAGCUUUGGAUGAGAAUGAACACAAAUCUUGAUUUAGAAAAUCGCCUCAAGAUUUUGAUAACGAAGCUGGCAUAUGUAACAUAUGAUGACCUAUGUCAGUGUUCGCAGAUACUUCUUGCAAUCCAAGCUCCUGCCGGAACCGAGUUGGAGGUCCCAAUCCCAGAAAAGAGAUUAGGCAUUGACAGACGUUAUCAAAUUCAUUUAAAAAGUCAGUUGGGUGAAAUCAAUGUCUUACUGGUCAAUAAAGAUCCCCUGAACAACCGUCCAGUGGUCACACCUGUACCCCCACCCUUAUCCUUACCUCAAUCAUCUACGUUUGCAAAUGAUGACAACCUGUUACCUAUUGUUAAUGAGAAGAUCACAACAGUUGCCGAAAAACCUUUAGAUUUUGGAAAAACGAAACAGUCUAUUGCUAUGGAAACAUCUCUUUCAGAGUGUGAAUUAAAACAAGUGGCAAAUGAGAUCAUAUUUUCAAAUGAGGCCAAACCAGAACCAAUAGAUGUGUCGAUGAUCGAUGACUUAGUUUCAGCUGAAGUUUUGGCUCCUCUUCUUCGACUCUCCCCACCAGCUGGAGAUGCUGACUAUACCUUCAAUCUGACAAGCUCCGAAGGCGUCUGUGAUCUAUUUGACAUUCCAAAUCUUGAGGCGAUGCCUGCUUUUCCAAGUGUCUCUGCAACAUAACCAUCGAAGACCAUAUUAUUUCUACUAUUGUACUGACAUUUUAAAGUGUUAUAUCAUGUAUCAUAAGAGGCGUGAUGAUCGAACCCCCUGGAUUUGUUCGUAUCGAACCCAUGCUCCAGGAGGGGUGGUUAAUUGUUAUACGCAAAAUAAAGUAGGGUGGGAUAUACCUGUCUUUUCAACAUAAA
This is a messenger RNA of Xenia sp. Carnegie-2017, 1034 nucleotides long. RefSeq names its product transcription factor E2F4-like. The record is from RefSeq and is a predicted model, not a curated record. Gene Ontology annotation, biological process: regulation of transcription by RNA polymerase II. Gene Ontology annotation, cellular component: RNA polymerase II transcription regulator complex. Lineage: Eukaryota; Metazoa; Cnidaria; Anthozoa; Malacalcyonacea; Xeniidae. Gene Ontology annotation, molecular function: DNA-binding transcription factor activity, RNA polymerase II-specific; protein dimerization activity; RNA polymerase II cis-regulatory region sequence-specific DNA binding.